This is a messenger RNA of Peronospora belbahrii, 4377 nucleotides long. The record is from the annotation of a GenBank genome assembly. NCBI's taxonomy places the organism in Eukaryota, Oomycota, Peronosporomycetes, Peronosporales, Peronosporaceae.
AUGAAAGCCGCGAUUGAAGACAAUGUGUUAUUUCCCAAUCGAUGUCAUCGUGAUACGUGUAUUAUAGCUGUAGGUGGUGGAGUUGUGGGUGAUUUAGCUGGUUAUAUUGCUUCGACAUACAUGCGUGGUGUUCCUUUUGUCCAAAUACCAACAUCAUUACUUGCUUGUGUAGACUCUAGUAUUGGUGGAAAGACAGGUAUUGAUGUUGAAGCUGGUAAAAACUUAUUAGGAGCUUUUCAUAUGCCACAACGUGUCUACAUUGAUCUCAAUGUAUUACAGACACUACCAAAGCGUGAAUUGAUCAAUGGUAUGAGUGAAGUGAUUAAAUCUGGGGCGAUCUUUCAUGCUGAACUCUUUCAACUACUUGAGACUUCAGCUGAGAUUAUUCUUGCUCUCUCUGAUAUGGACAUUGUACACCGUGUUGUGGCACUUACUGUACAAGUUAAAGCCACUGUUGUUACCGUAGAUACCAAGGAGAUGGGAUUACGCGCGAUUCUUAACUUUGGUCAUAGUAUUGGUCAUGGUAUUGAAGCAUUACUGCAACCUGAAUACUUGCAUGGUGAGUGUGUGUCCAUAGGCUGCAUCAAAGAGGCUGAAAUUGCUCGUGGUAUGGGCAUCUGCACUUCGGCGACUGUAGGUCGACUACGUCGAUGCUUUACUGCCUAUGGUCUUCCCGUUCGUGUACCUGAUCACGUAGCAACACAUGAUGUUCUCGUGAAAAUGGAGGUUGACAAAAAGAAUAGCCAGGGUGUCAAGAAAAUUGUGCUGCUGGAAAAGAUUGGCAAAGUCCUGGCCAAUCCAUACGCGCGCGCCGUGAAGGACCAUCAGAUUGAGCUGGUGCUCGAAAAGCAAAUUCGCAUGGUGCCUGGUUCAAAAGCCAACGGUACAAUUCGCGUGCCAGGAUCCAAAUCAAUCUCAAACCGCGUACUUCUCAUGGCCGCUCUUGGCAAGGGUCCGUGUCGUAUCACAGGACUUCUUCACUCGGACGAUACGCAGGUUAUGAUGAACGCACUGCAGAAGGUUGGCGCCAAGUUUUUCUGGGAGGAUAAUGGUGCUGUACUUGUUGUAGAAGGCACGGCAGGCAAGUUUGCCACUGUUGCCAGUGGCGAAGAGAUCUAUCUGAGCAACGCUGGCACGGCUGCACGCUUUCUCACAAGCGCGAUGACCCUAGUGCCGAGUGAGGGCAAUGGUACAGUAGUCGUCACAGGUAAUCAUCGCAUGAAAGAACGUCCGAUUGCAUCGCUAGUGGAUGCGCUGCGUGGAAACGGGUGCGAGAUUUCGUAUCUUGAGAGCGAAGGGUGCCCGCCACUGGCAAUUCGUGGGACGGGUAUACGUGGUGGGACCGUUCGUUUGGCUGCCAAAGUCAGCAGCCAGUACGUAUCUUCUGUGCUUAUUAGCGCGCCGUACGCAAAGGAACCGCUGGUGCUGGAGCUUGAAGAGGACGAGCCGACUUCGCUGCCUUACAUUCUUAUGACUACACAGCUGAUGAAACAGUUUGGCAUCCUGGUGGAAACGCUUGCUCCAAACCGCUACCGUGUACCUUGCGGCACAUACGAAAAUCCCAAGGAAGUGUCUGUAGAGGUGGACGCAUCGUCUGCCACAUACCCGCUUGCGUUCGCCGCUAUUACGGGCGGACAGGUCACAGUGGAAGCACUUGGCGAUAGUAGUCUACAAGGAGAUGCUGCUUUCCACACCCUGUUGCGAUCGAUGGGAUGCACCACGACCCAAGACGCUACCUCAACGACAGUGACUGGACCGCAGGACGGAUCACCUCUCAAGGCCGUGGAAAUAAACAUGGAGAUUAUGACAGACGCAUUCAUGACAGCUGUUGCCCUUGCUGCUGUGGCUCAAGGCACAACCAAGAUCACUGGCAUUGCAAAUCAGCGUGUUAAGGAGUGCAACCGUAUUGAGGUGGUGGUUACGGAGCUGCGCAAGAUUGGUGUGGAGUGCGGUGAACUGCCCGAUGGUAUUUGGAUCAAGGGUACAGCAGGUACUACUGGCCACUUGAAGAAGGCCUCUAUUGCGUGCCACAACGAUCACCGCAUCGCCAUGAGUUUUGCAGUCCUCGGCUCUGUCGUCGACAAUGUGAUCAUUACCGACAAGGAAUGCACAGACAAGACAUACCCGGAGUUCUGGGAUCACGUGCAAAUGCAUCUUGGCCUUCAAGUCGCGCCUGUUGUCGAGAAAAUGACGGGUAACAGUGACGUUGACACCACGAUCCCAGGCGUGUUUGUAAUUGGCAUGCGUGGUGCUGGCAAAAGCUCAGUUGCGAAAGCUGCGUCCACUGCACUGAAACUGAAUCUUUUGGAUACGGACAAAAUGCUGGAGAAAGAACUUGGUGAGACUAUAGCGAACUUUGUCGCUCGUCACAAUCACACAUGGGAAGCCUUCCGCGAAAAGCAAAAUGAUCUGCUACUGCGUUUAAUUGCGAAUCCACCUCCUGCUACCAUUAUUUCUUGCGGUGGAGGUGUUGUGGAGUCUCCAGAGAUCGUGAAUGCGCUCGAAAAAUACCCGUACGUGGUUCACGUUCAUCGCGAUAUCAAGGAUGUUCUAUCGUACCUGGACUCCUCGGAGGAGUCACACCGUCCGUCAUUGGGAAACAGCCAUGCGAAUGUUUGGGCGCGGAGGGAGCCUUUGUACCAGCGUAGCUCUUCAUUUGAAUUCGUUGUUAACGCUGGUGACAUGGAUUACCCACGCAUAAACCGUGACUUUGUCCGUUUUCUUUCCGUGGUAACCCCCGGUCUGCAUACAAGCUUCGACUACCGCUCGAUCUGCCGCUUGGAUACAUUCUUCCUGACACUCACGUUUCCCGAUGUGAAUGACGCUCGCCCGACCAUCAAUGACAUUACUAAGGGUGUCGAUGCGCUAGAGUUACGUGUGGAUCUAUUGAAGUUCCCCGAGGACACGAAGUUUGUGGCUGCUCAAGUGGCACUCCUCCGAUCGCUUUCAACUCUCCCUAUUAUCUUUACAGUGCGCUCGAAGGGCCAGGGUGGUGCUUUCCCUGAUGGCGAGGAGCACGAGCAGAAGAUGUUUGAGCUGCUUCAGUUGGGCGUUCGCCUUGGCUGUGAGUUUGUGGACAUGGAAACGUGCUGGUCAAGCAAAGCACGUGAGAAUUUAAUGGCUCACCGCCAUCGAUCCGCCGUUAUCUCGUCAUUUCACGCCGUUCAGAAGCCUACGUCUGAGGCAGAAAUCAAGGCCAUUUUCCGCGAGUGUUACUCGCAGGGUAAGGUACAGAUCGUCAAGGUGGUGAUCAAGGCCUAUUCUCCGCAAAAUGCGCUCAUGGUCGACCGUAUUGCGAAAGACUUUGCAAACGCAUGGCAGCAACAGAUGCCAAUCAUUUCACUGUGCACGACAGAUGCAGGCAAGCUGACCCGUGUUUUGAACCGCACGCUUACACCGGUGACACACCCGCUGCUUCCUGCGGCUGCGGUACCUGGACAGCUUUCUGUCAAGGAGAUAAUGACCCUGCGUAAGCAGCUUGGACUUCUCCCAGUGCGCAAGUUCUUUUUGUUUGGAUCGCCAAUCCAGAACUCACCGUCACCUGCAAUGCAUAACGCUGGGUUCAAGUCUGCGUCAUUGAAUUCACUCUUCACCUAUGGACUGCACAAUACCACGAAUGCUUUGGAAAUUGUAAAGCGAAUGCGAGCAUCCAACACGAGCUUUGGUGGUGGCUCUGUCACGAUACCGCUCAAAGUAGACAUCAUGGAGCAUCUGAACGAGGUGUCACCAGCUGCACAGGCCAUCGGAGCUGUCAACACCAUUGUGCGUGAAGAUCGCAGCGGCUCCCCGUAUUGGAAGGGCGACAAUACGGACUGGCUAGGCAUCUUACGUCCCAUCAGCAAGCGGCUGGCCAUAGCUAACGUACGGAAACCCAUCCAUGAACUAACUGCACUUGUUGUUGGUGCUGGCGGCACUUCCAUGGCUGCUUUGUACGCAAUGCGCCAGUUGGGCGUUGGUAAGCUUUUUGUCUUUAACCGAACCUUAGAGAAGGCACAGACCGUCGCUAUGCGCUUUGAUGCAGAGGCAUUGUCCGAGCUGACCAUGGAGAGACUAGCUCGGGUGGAUAUUGUAGUGGGCACAAUCCCUGCUCACGCUAAUUUUCAGCUCCCUGAUUAUCUUUUAGCUCCACGUUCCGACGGCAGCAAACUCGUGGUACUUGACGCAGCUUAUAUGCCUCCAAUCACGCCAAUGCUGGCACAUGCACAUGCAGCAGGUGGUGCGUUAUGCAUCCAGGGCUACGAAAUGUUGUAUGAGCAAGGUAUUGAGCAGUUCUAUCGCUGGCACAAGGCGACACAAGUGUGGACUGUGGACGAAGAAGCAAUCAAGGAAGCUUGUCGCCAACACGUACCAGUCGAUCAGCGUCUUUCACAAGCCUGA